ACUUUGACAGAAACAGAUUGGACCUCGAAGAUUCAAUAUUGCAAUACUGAGUGAAUGUUUUUUUUAUUCGUAAAACGUAGUGAAAAAACCAGAAAAUGGAAUCCGUUUCGUCUAAUCUCGAUGCCGCAGAUAACGCCAGCCGAAGUCCAAGAAAUAUAAAUCAAAUGGAAAUCUUUUAUGGCCAUUUGUGUGAAGAUGUUAAUUCGUCAUUCGACAGUCAAUACUAUCCCCGGCCAUGCCACUACCGUUCUACUGACGGAGGUUCACCUCGUCCUGGCCCUUCUUUCCAAGUCUCUGCUAUCGGUAGUCGGUGUCACCACUCCAACAGCCUAGAGAAUAGACGUUCAACACCCCAUGGUUCUUCUUUUAUAUGUGGUCCAUCGCACCGUAAUCGUUUUUCUCUUCAUCAUGAUGUUUCACGCCGCAAUCAGUCCUUUACGUCAAGCAGAACAGACCGUGGCCGUGCUGAUCAAGCUUCUGUCGUUAGUGGUCGAUAUCCUCAACCAUGUCAUUGUCAUCGUUCACGUCGCGAUCAGCCCUUUACGUUAACUCAGCGGAUUGUUUCUUAUGGGAUGAAACUAAGGGCCGAAGGGGGUCCCAAGAAAUAGGUUCUUGCCUACUCCACGACCUAAAUAAGUUGCCAGCUACCGUUGAAACGGUAAUAUAUUAUAGCGAUCGAUGCUCUGGCCAAAACAACAACCGAACGAUAAUCUUCUUAUUAGCGUACUUCAUCGAAACCGUUGCGGAAAGUGGGCGGAAACUACAAAUCUUCCAUAAGUUCAUGGCGAGUGGACAUUCGCAUAUGGAAGUCGACACAAUCCACGGGGCCAUUGAGAAAGCGAAGAAGAAGAAUACAAUGAACAUAGAAAUUCCUCAUGAUUGGGCAAUUCUUAUAGGAAAUAUCCGCCGAAGAGUACCAUUCAACGUAGUUGAACUGUAACAAACACAAAUUCUCAAUUUGAAAUGUUUGGAACAAAGAUACAAACUUCCAAAAAACACUUUCGCAGAUAAGCCGUUCCGCUUGAGAAACACGAUGGUUUUUAAAUUUUCGACUGAAUUUCCGGGAUUUGUCGAACUUAAAGAAAAUAUCAAUGAUGUGACAUUUGAUAAGAUUCGAAUUCUUCCUGAUUUGGCACCUAAUGUAGGUACAGUAGGUUUAAAGCCAAAAGCAUGUGAACCUCUGGAACUACCAAGCGCGAAACUAGUAGACUUAAGAAAACUCAUGCCCUAUGUCAAACAAAAAGAGUACUAUGCCACAUUUUUAAAGACGUUAGUUCCUGCCAAAAGAGGCAAAAGGGCUAAAAAUAACAUAUCUGACCACUUUGAGGCUGAUCUGGAUCCUGAAGACGAUG
Messenger RNA from Wyeomyia smithii (pitcher-plant mosquito), 1352 nucleotides. RefSeq lists its product as uncharacterized. The record is from RefSeq and is a predicted model, not a curated record. NCBI's taxonomy places the organism in Eukaryota, Metazoa, Arthropoda, Insecta, Diptera, Culicidae. The transcript is spliced from 4 exons. Bases 96 to 608 code for a protein of 170 amino acids.